AUGUAUAGACUGCGUGAAAUCAGGCUUAAUAGCGUCUAUCAUGUUUUGCUUUAUAGAACAAUUGAGCCACACUGCUUUGAUACUUCUGGAACUGUCAGAGAAUCCUGCCCAUCACCACCUGCCUUGGAAAAUGGAUAUGUUCAAGACGCUGAUUCAUCCUAUCCUGUGGGGAAAAGCAUCCAUUAUGCUUGCAACACUGGAUACAUAAUUGUAGGAAACCCAGUUGCCACCUGUGCUGAAGGCUUGAAAUGGACUAUUGGAGCAAUCAGCUGCCAGAAAACGGCUUGUCUUUUUCCAAGGUUUGAAGGGCAACUAAGAGGAAAUCCACUGAAGCCUUCCUAUCAGAUUGGAGAGAAAAUUCAGCUGUCAUGCCCAAACAACAUGCAGCUAGUAGGAUCAGCUCUUCUUCUAUGUGAACCUAGUCUGAAAUGGUCUCCUGACUUUGCUGAAAUCCAUUGCAGAAAACAAGUUGCCCCUCCAGUAACACAUCCAACAGUGAUUCAGUGCCAACCCUGGGAGAGAGUUUUUGAGACUCGGUGUGUGUGUAAGUUGCCAAACGAAUGCAGGUGAGUGGAUUUAACAGAUUUGCCAUUUCUGUUCAAUUGAAUUUCUAAAUGUGUGAGUCCUGGGUGAAUUAAAGAGCUUUUUUUUUGCAAUCUGUUUU
This is a messenger RNA of Thamnophis sirtalis, 664 nucleotides long. The record is from RefSeq and is a predicted model, not a curated record. Lineage: Eukaryota; Metazoa; Chordata; Lepidosauria; Squamata; Natricidae.